Messenger RNA from Manihot esculenta (cassava), 2121 nucleotides. RefSeq lists its product as uncharacterized. The record is from RefSeq and is a predicted model, not a curated record. NCBI's taxonomy places the organism in Eukaryota, Viridiplantae, Streptophyta, Magnoliopsida, Malpighiales, Euphorbiaceae. The transcript has 2 exons. The coding region runs from base 265 to 702 and encodes 145 amino acids.
UCACCUUGUGCCUCAAUUUCAUUUUUUUCUUUUGUUUCUUUAAAUUUCACAUAUAUAGAUAGAGAGAGCGUAGGCUGGGAGGAAGGAAGAUAAGGGUGUUGCAGGUCAACCAUUUUCUAGGUUUUUCGUUUCAGAGCUGCAUUUACUACUACUUAGCCUAUUUGGUGAUCAACUUUGCAGAACUACUGGGGCAGAAGAGGCCUUUAGGAAGAGAGAAGCUAUUAAGUUGAAAGUUGCUGAACUUGCCAAAAUUCAACCCGAGCAAUGGAGGUAUAUGACAAAUCCAUGGUAUCAGGUCAUGGCAACGUUAUUUUUCUGUCCACUAUUCUGGGCAGGGAUGGGCCAAUUCCUGCACACAAAUGCGAUUGGAAAUGUAAAAAUGAACAUGUGUGUGGGAAUAUGUAUCUCUGCAAACUAACUGGUCUCACUCAUAUCUGCGACCAGAACUGUAAUCAGAGAAUUUUGUACGAUAACCAUAGUUCUCUUUGCCGAGCAAGCGGUCAAAUUUUCCCCCUUUCGCCAGCUGAGGAGCAGGCAAUAAGAGGGGUUCGCAGGAAGAUUGAUGCUGACAAUUCCACCUCCGAGAGCUGUGCUUUUAAGCGCAGGCGGGAUGCCCAGAUUCAUCCUUUUGCUUUUGAGAGAUCUUUCUCCACUGUCAGUCCAAUCUGUAGCCAAGUUGGGGAUGGCAUGGAUAUGAACUAGAUAUAUCUCUCCUAUAAUUUGAAAUGACUCAUCCUCAUUUUGAUGUUCCUUUGAAAUUUUCCCUGUUUCCUGGAAAAAGUAUGGAUAAAAACUCGAUGUGGGCACAUUAAUGGUUAACCUAAUGUGCCCUCCUGUCUGUCAGAACUUAAUAUUUCCUUUAAUGUUUAAUGUUAUUUAGCUCUUACCUUAGCAUAAUUUGGCUUUCAGUAGGAUAUUAAGUAGCCCCUAUUUUUUUUAUGAAAUUUCAAUUGGAUUUACUUUAAUCUAGUCUUAAAGUUCAUUUUUGAACUUUAAUAUCAAAUGAUGCUUUCAGGUCAUGAGUCAUGAAUAUGAUGCAUUUGUAGUAAUAAUUUUUAGUGAUGUAAUUAUUUCAUUAAUUGACUUCUUUACUACCUCAUUGUGGUUUGCUAUUGCAAGUAUGCUUUUUCAAUGCGUAUUUUAUUUGUAGAAUAUGUGAUGAUUUAUUUGUUAUACUAAUUGUUUUUGUUCUUUGCUUUCAGUCAUACUGUUUUAUCAUUAUGCUUUCUUGUAUUUGUCUUUAUACAUUAUUUCUCCAUGCAAUUUUCUGGGGCCCUCGAUUGUUGAUGGCUUUUAUUUUUUUCAUUUAUUGGCUAUGUGGCACAGGGUUAUUUGAAGUUCUUCAACUGGGGGCCUUUUUAUUUUGAUACCUCCUAUCUGGUAGAAUGUUAACAUUGUCUUUUUUGCUUUGCUUUUGUUCCGUUUAUUACAGGUUGAAGAGGAAUAGUAGCCAUCUAUUACUUUUGCCUUUUGUGUUGUUUGCUCUAUUUUCAUUUUUUCCUGAGUUCAUUUUCCUGAAAUGUGUUAUUUUUGCAGGGAUCGAAGUGUGCGCAAUUCAGCAGGAUUUUAACAUGCUUUAUGCAAUGAUGAAUAGACGUUUAUGUCUUAUGAUGUUUUUGAAAUAAUAAGACUUGUCUAUUCUUCUCUAAUGUUUUCAAUUUUCUUCUUUCUUGCAGUGAAUAAAAUGAUGAUGCAUAGAAUGAUGGAAUAUUCAAAAUUGUGUUGAUGAAUCAAGGAAAAAUGGAGCAUGUUGUUUCACCUUUCUUCUAUUGAGGAAGUACCUAGAAAUGAUAAAUGUUAGAGGUGUUUCAAGGUCAAAAUCCCUAGUCUUCCAAUGAUGUUGGGCAGGAGGUAACAAUGGCCCUAAGAGCCAAAAGUCGUUGGUAUCUUUUUUGUUGGAUUAAUUGUAAAGCAAAGAUAAGCUUUUGUGAUGUAUUUUAGCCACGUAAAGCAUUCUCAUGUAGCUUAUUUUUUCUGAGAUGAACUUUAAUUGGUGAGAUCACUGAAAGUGUCAACUAUAACUCAAUGAUGAUCUUCCAGUUCAGAUGGUGAUCCCCUAUUGUAAUCUUAAACAAAGGUGUUUAAUUAAACCUUAUUGCAGGCCAUGUUUGUUAGCUGCCA